This is a messenger RNA of Conger conger (European conger), 1528 nucleotides long. RefSeq names its product chromosome 17 C3orf38 homolog (gene c17h3orf38). Lineage: Eukaryota; Metazoa; Chordata; Actinopteri; Anguilliformes; Congridae. The record is from RefSeq and is a predicted model, not a curated record. The transcript is spliced from 3 exons. The coding region runs from base 248 to 1123 and encodes 291 amino acids.
AUGCUUAAAUUAAUACAAAUCACAAUAACCCCAUUAAAUGUAGUUUGAAGCCAUUGACAGAUUUGACGGCACAGUUACAAGGUUACCUCGAAGCUUUUAUUUUGACAAGGAAGUUUAGACCGGAAGUUAUGUUCAGGAAGUUUAAUUGUUGCUUGCGUCACGGAGCACAGAAGGAAAUGGCAAUGGUUUCGGGGAAAGUGUGUGGAUAAGUUUCGUUAUUUUUCUGAUUAUUUACUCACAUUGAAAAAUGUCUGGUCUAUCCAGAACGGAACAAGAGGGUUGCAGGAAAAUGCUAGGCCGUCUGCAAGCUGCCGAUUUAAUUUCACUCUGUGAUACAGUCACAAACAGGUUGAUUGUGGUGGAAAGCGCAAGAGAGGCAAUGGACGCUAUCCUCACAUACAGUCAGAGUGCUGAAGAAUUGCUGAAGCGAAGGAAGGUGCAGCGUGAUGUUAUAUUUAAAUACCUGGCCAGUGAGAACGUUGUCGUGCCUCCCAACGCCGAGAAGAAUCAGCUUGUUAGGACAACCCUUCAGUUUUGGGGUUCAAAUGUGAUGGCCUCAACGACAGGGGACAACAAAAAGGAUGUUCCGAGUGCCACAGAGGUGAUCAGUGCGUGCGACGUCUACGCCCUCGGAAAGCAGUUCGGCCAGUGGUUCUACCAGCUGCUGAACACCCAGAACCCCACGCUGGGUCAAGCGCCGCAAGACUGGGGUCCCCAGCAUUUCUGGGAGGACGCCCAGCUAACGUUUUCCUACAGCCGCGGCGUGCCGCAAACGGACCGGUUUCGGGGGGCCGAGCUCGUCAGCCAGCGUUUCCUGGCCCUCGUACGGGAGGAGAGGAUCUUUUUCUGCCCCAACCUGGAGCCCCACGGGCUCAUGUGCGACGCCUCGCCCCACGGGCCGGUGAUGGUGGCGGUGGCCGGGACCGUCCACCGCGAGCGGGCCUGUCUGGGCAUCUUCGAGCAGGCGUUCGGCCUCGUACGCUCCCCGCUGGACGCCAACAGCUGGAAGAUCAAGACCAGCCACUUGAAAAUUAGACGGCAGAGUGAAGUCGCUGGAGAGGAGGAGAUGACCUCGCCGGCAGUGACGUACAACUCAGAGGAACUCCUGGCGCUGUGCGAAUGAGCAUUCUAAUGCGCCUUUUGUAGUUUCAUGUGGGUGGAUCUACAAACGGGGGCAAACGGGGUGAAACGUGGGCACCUUGCGCAAAUGGUUUUAUGUUUAUUCUCCUGGAAUGGUGCUACGGAGGACAUUUUUCUUUUUGGAAAACUUUUAUAUUUAAGAAUGCAUCAUAAACCUCUUAUUUCCUGAUUUUACUUGGGGUUGAUUUUAUGCUUAGCGCAGUUCAAAAACUAUGUAAAAAAUGAUUUUGCACCCUGUAUAUGCAAUCACCGUGGCCUUGAUGACAUUUCUUGAUGGCAUACCGCAGGUGGGGACCUCAAGCGUAGUGUGUCUUGCUAAAUUCACAAUAGACUAUUAAUUCCCAUAUUGCAAAAGUGCGAUGUGUCAUUAAAGUCUGAAUUUUGCAUA